AUGAAGGCAGCAAAGGCAGCAGAUGAUAGGCACUUACAGGAAGCUCAGGAAGCCAAGGAAGCCGAAGCAGUGGCAGGGCUUACCUGGCUUGCAGCAUUGGAGACGGAUAUGGAAGUAGCCCAGACCCAGGCGCAGAUGAACAAGCCAAAGGCUGUCAAGCCCCGUCCUCGACCUGUUGGUAAGAAAAAGGGUCAAGGUGUUGCGAGCAAGGAAGGCGGACCUGAUAUAGACAGUGGUAACACUGGUGCUGCUGGAAUUAGCAGCAAAGCGGCAGUCCUCAGAGAGGAUAUUGAUGAAGACUUCCUGCCUAGCAACGACAAUGACUCAGAAGACACUUUAGAUAUUCAGAAAAGGAGGAAAGGACAGAAAACCACACCAUACCAAUCACUGAAGGCUGCCAUUGACAAUGCUCGCAAGAAAACGAUGUUGGAAUCAGGGGUCGUUGAUGAUGAUCAAGCAUGUGCACAGACGAACAAGAAAGGCAACUCUUUAGUACCUGCCCAGCCUCCACCUUCCACCAUUUUAUCGAGGUCUCAAAAAUCUGCGUCAAGUGCCACCACUUCUUUAAAUUCUCACCUGAAUCAGCCAUCUACUAAGCUUCCAGCUGUUUGUGAGGAUGACUCGGCCCUAGUUGGAGCAUUCGGAGAUGAGGACCUUGAUGACUCAAGUGAGCAUGAGGUUGUGCUAGCUACGAAAGGGAAAGUACCCAUGAAGAGGAAAUGGAUCCUGACCUGGUGCCUGCCGCCUCUAGCUCAAAGGCAAGAUAGAGCCGCCUCUGGGACCAAGAGGAAGACUCUCCAUGAUGAUGUCCUUGAAUUCUCUGAUUGUAGUGAUGACUUGAUGUCGCCAGUGGAUGUUAUUGAAGCACUCGACAGCGACGAGGACUCAGAGAUUAUGGAUGUUGAUGAAUUUGAGGCAGUGGUCACGAAGCAGCCAGUCAAAGCCAAAGUGAAGGUAGAAAAAGCUCCAUGCACCACAACUUCGACAUUGGUCACUACCACAUCUAGCAAGGCCCCCCCUUCAAAGAAAGUAAAAGCCGAGAAGGAGCAGACAGCAACCAUGGUGCUAAAGAGCGACAGCAGCUGGGUGGAAUCUGUGUUGAAGGCAUGCUCAACAUAUCUGAACACUGACCUUCCUCCUGCUUGCCACGAAGACACCAAGUGGGGUCGCGUUUUUGUACCGACCAUUUUUCUCUGGCUGGAACCUUCUUCAUGCAGUGCCAGUGAAAUAUUCAAGGUUGUCUAUCCAAGCAUCAAGUACCAGGUUGUGACAUCUGGUUCAGUUUUCGGUGUUGUCACCCAACGUGUCAGUGAAUGGCGCAGCAAUUUCAGAUCUACUGCUUUGCCAUCGUCGUUGCUUUUGCACCUCAAACAGAGAUACCUCAGCAAAGGAGCUCUCAACCCUCUUCCUUUGACAAUAUGCAUUCCUCCUUCGUUCUGGAGCUUCUCACUACUGCCCAUCUCUCUCAGCACACUUGGGCACGCUGAUGUUCCCGCUCUCGAUACUGAUAAUCUAGCUCAGGGUGGCUUUGUUGGAGCUCUUGGAUUAUGUGCUGUCUUGCUCGAACAUGCAUUUUCUCUACUCAGUGACAAUGCCAUCAGCAUCGAAAAUUUGGAGGAUGCGGACAUGCCAACCACAGCACGGAAGACUCGUUUCAAGACACCAAAGACGCUCAACAAGGCUACUGGCAAGGAGACGGGAACGGAGCAUGCAUUCUCGGUCGUUAAAUGGGGGAUGAAAACUGCCGCAUUUGUUCGGGCAGCAAAAAAGAAGGGCCCGGAAGCAACAUGCCUGACAGCAUCCAUGGCAUACAAGCACCUGAAGAAGCCUGGUGCCAGCAUCGACUCAGACGACGAAAUGGAUGACCAUGAAGAUGUCUGGUAA
This is a messenger RNA of Suillus paluster, 1884 nucleotides long. RefSeq lists its product as uncharacterized. The coding region runs from base 1 to 1884 and encodes 627 amino acids. Lineage: Eukaryota; Fungi; Basidiomycota; Agaricomycetes; Boletales; Suillaceae. The record is from RefSeq and is a predicted model, not a curated record. The transcript is spliced from 8 exons.